This is a messenger RNA of Cinara cedri, 19337 nucleotides long. The record is from the annotation of a GenBank genome assembly. NCBI's taxonomy places the organism in Eukaryota, Metazoa, Arthropoda, Insecta, Hemiptera, Aphididae.
CAUUAAUAUGUUUAUAAAUUAUUCUCCUCGUUUCUUCUCGAUGCCAUAAACUCUUAACAUAUGUGAGUAUUAAAAUUUAUUAAUCAUUUGGAGUUUAUCAUAUUAUUUAAAUUAUAAUUUACAAUUUAAUCUGGACAUUAUAUAUUUGCUUAGUUUGGAAGUGUGCGUUUAAAUUCAAUUUGACAACAAAAUAAAUUAAAAACAUGCAAUAGAAGCUCACAACUAACACAGAGGUUUGUACUUUAAUCAAAAUUUUAUUUAACAUAGGAGUAGAUAUGUAAUAUAGUCUCUAUAAUUAACACAUUAAAAACCCAUUCCAUUAAAAAGUCAUCGAAAUUAGUUUUUUGUCUCAUUGAAUUAUACAAGUAUCUACGCUAUUUUAUUAUAGUACAAUACACUUACAGAUCAUACUAUUACUUAUAUUAUUGUAAUACACUUAGUAAUGAACUUUAAAAUAUUAUUAUAGUUCAAUGGCUUUUUUUUCUAUGUACAGAGUAUAACUAUUAUUAUUAUAAUAUUUUGGUUUUUUUUCUACUUAUCUAAUUAUCGCACUAGCAAAAAAUAUUCUAUUAAAUUUUGCCAUUCAUGUUCAUUUGGUCUAUUAUUUUCAUUUUUAUGUUUUGCAGAUUGAAUUUUUUUAACCAUUAUGACUUACAACAACCCCCCCCCUAGUUACUUAAAAUGUUUAAUUUUCCACUGCUUAUUAAGAAUUCAAUUAGGUGAACUUUUCUUUAUCUUAAAUAUAUUAUGCUUGUAGAGUUGUGCUAUAUUCAGAGUAUCCCAAGAAGAAAUACCUAUUAUUUUCGGAAGAUAAUAAAGAUAAUCAAAUAAAUAGAUUAGAUAAUAAAUCAGACAAAAUAAAGUGUACAGUUAAUUAGCUAUAAUUAGUUCCUAUCAACGAGGAAGAUAAAUACAAUUUUGAUUUAAUUUUAAUUUUAUUACUAGAUAGUAGGUAUAUAAUAUUGUUAUUGUCAUUCAAUAAUAUGAAUAACGUUAUCAUUUAGGCUGUAUUUCCUAAAAUAUUAAAUAUAAAAUGUAGUUAUAAGUACCUAAAAAGCUAAAAAACUGCCUUAGGAUAAUGGGGAUAAUUGCAGCCACUGUUAUAGGCAAUUGUAUGUAUAUCUGUAAGCAGUUAUAAUUAACUGUUGCUAAUGAAAAAACGAUUCUGAGCGGAGUUCAGUUGAUAGUAUUGCUUUGUCAACAAAAUAUAUAUUAGUGUCAUAUUAGUGUGAAAUAAUUACAUAAUAUGUAUUAUAUAUUUUCCUUAAUAAUAUUUGUUUAAUAUUGUACCUAUUUUUUAUUUUUCCCAUUUAUUGGGAAAAUCAAAAAAUGAUUUCCUUUAAGUACAACCCCAGUCAGAUUUCCUUCCAGAAAGUGUUAUCAUUAUAAAUCGGAGCGAAAUUACUGGUAGAAUAGUUGUCGAAAAAAAAAAAAUUAAUUAACAUCGUUGUAAAACCAAUAUAUUCCUCACUCCACUCAGAAUCUAAAAUGAAUGUUAUAAAUAUUGAUAUUUUCAAUAAAAAAUAAAUAAUCCAGCAGUUGAAAGUAUGUAAACAUUUUUGUUAUGAGAGUACGACCUUAUACCAUUACUGAAAUAUUUUUUUUGUAUAUAAUCUGAUAUAAACAUUCAGUAAGUAAUUUUUUAAUUCGUAAUGAAAACAAUAUCAAAAUCUGUUGUUUUUUAGAAGAACUAAACAUAAAGUAGUUGUAAAGUCUACUAUUUUCUAGCGACUUUGUUUUAUAUUAUUCACAGGUAUAUCUAGGGUAAUGCUUUAUUAUUUCUGAUCUUAUUUGUUAUUACUUGUAAUACAUAUGUGAAUUAUCUGCGCACUGUGCACAUAUAUAUCCCAGAUUAAAUUGUCUAUGAUUUAAGAUAAAGAGAUAAACAGAUAUUAUUUUAUCAAUUAUAGAUAUAUUAUUUAUUUUUUGUUCAUAACUGUUUCUGAAGCUAUUAUAUGUAACACAUAAAAUCAGUGCAUUCUUCACUAAACUGAGAAUUUAAAAAAAAAUUAAUUAAUUAAUUUAAAAUCUUCUGAAAAACAUUUUUAGACAACAAGUGCACAAAAUAUACAAUUUUAAAGAUAUGUGAAUGACAUAAAUAAAAUAUUAAUUUAAUAAAUGCAUACUAUUUUCUGAAGAAAGUCCACCUUUCUUUCUAUGUUCAUAAAAAGACUAUAUCAAUUCAUAAGACUUUUCACAAAAAUUACAAUUAUAGAUCUUAUUAUUUAUUAAAAUUUGCUUAAAAAAUAUAUUAAACAAAUUGUAAACUGUCAUGUGCAUUAAAAAAUGUUUAUAUGAAAUCAUAGUAAAAUAACAAAGUAUUAGGAAAGUUGAUUUAAGUGUAUAAUGUUCAGCAAAAUAUCUAAGCUAAUAUUUUUUCUAAUAACAAAAUUAAGAAGUUUUGUUCAUGACUUUCUGAGGAAUUCUAAAUAUAAUGUAUUAUAAUCUAAUGUCUAAAAUGUAUAUAAAAGUAGCAUAAAUUUAAAAAUUAUAUUAUUGUAACAGCUUUAUAAUUGAGCAUUAUUCAAAUCUUGAACUAAUAUUUGGGAUCAAUGUUUAGUUUCUUAUACUAUUAAAAUAUAAAAGAGAAAGCUGUCCAAGAAAAAUAGGGACAGGUGCAGCCACUAUUGUGAGUGGGAAUUUUGGUAGGUAGGAUAUAGACAUGAAUUUGGACAAGUCUGAGCGGGUUCAGUUAAUAGCGUUGCUAGGCUAAUAUUUAUGUCAUAUUAUGGUAAAAUAAUUUCAUAAAAAUCAAAUAUUUUCUUUAAUAAAAUUUGUUUAAUAUUGUACCUUUUUUCCCAGUUUUUCCCAUUUGUUGAGAAACUUGUAGAAAAAUCAAAAAAUGACCUCUGGAGAAUAUAAAGAUAAUCAAAUUUUGUUUUUUUUAUAUAUAUUUUCUCCUCGAUAACAACUAAUAUUAUUUAUAAUGCAUUAAAUUGUUUAUAUUUUUAUAAAAACAACUUUAAAUUGUACUAUUUUUGAAAAAAUUGGAGAUGGCCAUUAUAUAGUUUAUUCUUUUGAAAAUGUUGAUGUAUCAACUUUUUAUAUUCAUUAAAUUUAUGGUUGUUAAUAAUUUUUAAAAGUUUAGAAAAAAUAAUUGUAUAAUUAAUAAGUCGUAAUAAUAAUAAUAAUAAUAAUAAUAAUAAUCAAUUAGUGAAUGAGGUUACAGCCUGUAGCUGCAUAAUUAUAAGUACUUUUCUAUGAACUUAAAAAAGUUAUUAAAAAUCACAAAUUUAAUGAAAAUAAAAAGUUGACACAUCAACAUUUUCAGAAAAUAAACUAUAAAAGAGCCAUUUUCAAAUUUUUCAAAAAUAAUAAAAACAUUUAUUAAACUUUUUCACCACAAUAAAUAUAAUUAAGUGUAAUAUAUUUUUAGUCCCUAUCCCUAUAUAUUAGAUAAAAAAAAAAAAAAAAUUGAUAACCUUUAUUACCACAGGAGAUAUUGCAAUGGGUAUAUUAUAUACAUGGGACACCCUCUAUUUAAAUGUUAGUGAUUUAUAAUGCAUAGAACCAUGAAAUUUGUGUUUUAAUAAAUAUUUAUUAAUAAACAGUAGUAUAGUUUCAUAGUUUAUUUAACCAAAGUUUUAAUUACUUACCAGACUAAAACAUAAUAAAACUGUGAUAACCAUAACUAUUAAGAUCAAUUAUUAAAAUUAAAUUAAAUAUUUUAAUGGCUACAGGUAGGCUGAGAGAUUAUUUGAUUCUAGUGAAGCUCUGCUGAUCAGGGUGUCUUACAUUUUUGAGGUACUUAAAUUUAAUCAAUUUAUUGUUUGAAUGUUUUCAAAAUAACAAAUUAAAAACAAAUAUUGUAGGUAUGUUACAAAAAAUAUUAUGUCUUAACACGUUAAUUGACAAAAAAAUGACUACUAAAUUUAACAUAAGACUAUCUUAUAUAAAAUUAAAUUUAAAAAAAUGGUAGGUUAGAUUAUUUAAUUAAAAUAAAUACCACAUACUAUUGGUAUAAUACCGAACCUGUUUUAAUUUUUAUUUUACUACUAAACAUUUCUCGAGUUAUAAAUUUGUUUACAAAAUAUUGUAUAAUAGCUAGGUUGUCUGAAUAAAUAUCUACAGCUUUUAUAAUUUUACAAUAUACAAACAAAUUUAAUUAAUAAUUAUAUAACAAAAUAGGAUUAGCAAUGUACGUCCAAAACUGAUACUGAUAACAAGAAACAAGACGUGAUCGGUUGACCAUAUGUGGAUAUCACUAUUGUAAAAUAGAUUGUGAACCAUAGUUUAUUAUCUAUGGUUUUUACCAGAUUAUAUUUUCCUAAUAAAUAAUGAUAAAAAUUUAUUUCGCCAUGUUUAACAACUCGUGUGUGUGUGUGUGUGUGUGUGUUUGCACAGUACGCAGUAGUGCAGUAAUUAUUUUGUUUGUUUGGAGUUUAUCAUUAUAAUUAAUAUUUGAUGUUAAUCUGUUCAUUAUACAAUUUCAAUAAUUUCAUAGUCAGAGAACGCUUUAAAAUUUAAUUUGUUUACAUAAAAAAUAGGUAGGUACAAUGAAUGCUCACAAUUAAUAUCAAGGUUUGUAUUUUAAUCAAAAUUUUAUUGAAAAUAGUAGUAGACAUUUUGUAGUGUCAAAAAUUAACACGUUAAAACUCCAUUCCAUUAAAAAAACAUCUAAAUUAUUUUUUCUCAUUGAACCAUACAAGUGCACUAUAUUAUUAUACUAAAAAUACACUUGGAGAUAAUACUUUUACUUAUAUUAUUGUAUUACACUUAGUAGUGAACUAAAUGACUAUAGUUCAAUGGUUUUCCUUUAUAUUUAUAAAAUAUCACUACAACUGAUAUAAUAUUUUGUUUUAUUACUAACUAUUUGUCUGUUUGUCACGAUGGAACAAAAUAUAUACGAACCUGUUUUAAUUUUUAUUUUACUACUAAACAUUUCUCGAGUUAUAAAUUUGUUUACAAAAUAUUGUAUAAUAGCUAGGUUGUCUGAAUAAAUAUCUACAGCUUUUAUAAUUUUACAAUAUACAAACAAAUUUAAUUAAUAAUUAUAUAAUAAAAUGGGAUUAGCCAUGUACGUCCAAAACUGUUACUGAUAACAAGAAACAAGACGUGAUCGUUUGACCAUAUGUGGAUAUCACUAUUGUAAAAUAGAUUGUGAACCAUAGUUUAUUAUCUAUGGUUUUUACCAGAUUAUAUUUUGCUAAUAAAUAAUGAUAAAAAUUUAUUUCGCCAUGUUUAACAACUCGUGUCUGUGUGUGUGUGUGUGUGUGUGUGUGUUUGCACAGUACGCAGUAGUGCAGUAAUUAUUUUGAUUGUUUGGAGUUUAACAUUAUAAUUAAUAUUUGAUGUUAAUCUGUUUAUUAUACAAUUUCAAUAAUUUCAUAGUCAGAGAACGCUUUAANAAUAGUUAAUCAUUACUUACAUAAUCAUUGCUUAGAUACCCAUUAAAUUUCUGUCUAUAGCCUAGCUUCCCAGCUUCCGACCUACAAUAGUGGCUGUACUCAUGCCGAUUAUCCUCGCCAUUAUCCUAGAAUAACUUUUUAUCAUUAUGACUUAUAUUCCACCCCCUUCCGAGUUACUCGAAAUGUUUAAUCUCCCCCUGUUUAUUAAUAUUACAUUUUCAAAUUUCAAUUAGAUAAACUUUUUUGUUAUCUUAAAUAUAUUAUGUUUGUAUCAUAUACAGAGUAUAUGAUUUGAUUUUACAUUUGAUUAUCUUUAUUAAUUCAGGAGAUGUUGCAAUGAGUAUAGCCUUGUGGUAUACUGUAAAUAAGCAUUCAGUAAGAAAUUGUCUAAUUUAUAAUGUAAACUAUAUAAGAACUAACUGUAAAGUCAACUACUUUCUAGUUACUUUGUUUUAUAUUAUUAAGAGGUAUAUCUAGGGUAAAUACCAUAUUGUUUGUUAUUGUUAUAUUUAUUAUAUUGUUAUUACAUAUGUGAAUUAGUAUCUGUGCACUGUGCAAAUUAAAUAUUUCAUCGUAUUUCAUUUUAUACAUAUAUCUCAGAUUAUAAUUUACAUGAUUCAAGAGGACACCACACCGAUAUCUACUGUCUGUCUUACAAAGGCAAGACAUAGCAAAUUUGCAUUCAGUAGGACACAAUUUGACACAUUGUGCCAUUAGUUUUAAUAUUAAAUUUAAUUGUCCUAUUACCAAAAUUAAUGGUAAGACAAUCGUCUAUAUAUAUGCCUGUAUGUGCUCUAGCAUUGAUAAUCUUUUUAAUAUUUGUAAUUUCAAAUGAGGUAUAAGUGUAUUAAAUAUCCAAAUUUAAAAAUUAAAAAUAAAAAUUGUAAGAUGAGACAGUUGAUUUCAGUUUAACGUUCUCUUAAAGAGAUAUUAUUUUAUCAACUUUAAAUGUAUAAUACUUACUUUUUGUUCAUAACUGUUUCUGAAGUUAGUUUGUGUAACAUAUUCUUUGAAAGUUUGUUUCUUAUUGAAACAUGUUAAUAAAGUAUUUAAAUUGUUUGAUUUUUGUUAAGACUUGAUUUUUUUUUAUUUUAGUUAUUUUUUUUAAAAAAAAAAAAACAUUAGAAUACUAUUUGACUGAUAUUUUGCAAAACUUUAUGCACUUUAUAUAUUUUUGUUUACGUAUUUGCAAUUUUACUAUGAUUUCAUAAACACAUUAUUUAAUGUUGAUAGCUGUUUAGAAUCUUUUAAUACAAUUUUAAGUUUGGUUAUUUAGAAUAUCAAUACAUUUAAAUAAUUAAUUUAUGGAAGUUAUAUAUAGUUGUUGAAAAUAACAUGUUGAUUUAAUGUUGAACAACUUUAUUUAUUAUUGUUUUUUAAAGAUAUUUCUCAUAAUGAAACAUUGAAUAUUUGCCUUGCUACAGAAAAUUUGAACUAGAUUUGCAUUGAUAAAAUCUUUAAUUGUGAUGUUUGUAUAAAGUCAUAUGAAUUAAUUUCUUCUUUGAAUAAAUACAAAUUAAAGUCUCUCAAUUCAUAAAAGUAGUGUAUUUAAAAUAUUCUUUAGUCAAUUGUUCCUCUAACUUUGAAACAUUAUUGUUGAUUAUUAACUUUAUUAUAUUUGAUUUGUUUAAUAAUGUUUUGAUAUAAAUAUUACCAAAACUUACGUGAAACAGACCAUAUAGGCUUUACUUAACCUAAAGGAAAUAGAAUCAACAAAUUUAAUAAUGUCAUUUACAUUUACUGUAUUAAUAUGUUUUGUGAUUUAAUUUUUUGUACCUGUGUGUUACAUUUCUAUUAGAAUUCUUGCUUUGAUGUACUAAGUGUAGCAACAUUCUUGAAAGGAAAUUUGUAUCUAGUUAGUGUUUGAUUUUCUAAAGAGUUUUCCUAAUAAUUGGGAAAAAGACAAACCAUGAAAAUUGAUAAAUAUACUUUUUUGCUAACUGUUAUAACUGUUUUAAUUUCUUAGGUAAAUUUUGUCUUUUUUGUCAUUUUAUACUACAAUUUUUGACAAUUUAGUGCAUAUUUAUUGUAUUUUUUGGAAUUCUAUUUUAUUUUGAAAUUGUGAAUAUAUAUAUUUCUAAGGUAUUUUAGUGCAUAAAUCCACAGCCCUAGUUUUAAAUAUUUAUAAAGACUUGAAAUUCUAAUAGAAAACCUAUAUUUGCUUUUUCUAGUCUUAGUAAAACUUUCAAAACAUUAUGAGUCAUUUUGAGCUAUUUAUAGAUAUUUUGAUAUACUGAGGUGCAUAAUUUUCAAUUUGUUAAAAUAUAUUGCAACAAGAUUAUUAAUAUGUUUUUAAUUAACUUUUAAAUAAAAUUGUUAAAAAGGUGAAGAAGAAAAACAGCUAUCAAGAUAUCCAGAUUUUGUAUUUGUAGAUGUGUCAACUACAAUUAAUACUACAGAAAUAUGCAAUGAUAAUAUAGACUGUGAGCCAUUGUAAGUAUUCAUAAUAAAUGUAAACAUUAUUCUGGUCUGAUUUAAUUUGUUAGAAUAUUUUGAAAAAAUUAAUUUAAUUUUAAGACAUAAUACAUUAGUAUUAUUAUUAAAUUAAUAUUUUUUGAAAUUAAUUAUAUUGUAUAUUGUGUAUUGGUGUAAUGUUUUUUUAAGUAGGUAUUAAUUUCUCAAAAAUAAAUACCAUGACAUAUUUGAUUUAUAAACUGUUUUCUUUUAGAUUUAAAACUGAAAAAAAAAGAAGAGAUCUACAAGGGUAUGUAUUUAUUAUGAGUAGAUAAUAAAUAAAUAGAAUAGUUGUAUAUAUAAAAAUUGGUCAAACAUAUGAUUUUGUUUAUAGUUAUUAAUUAUUAUAAACAAGUAAUAUGAACUUGUUUUAAUCUGCCAUUAGAUUCCAUUGGUUAUUAAUAUCCUAUAUUGUAAAUAAUUUCAUUUUACAUUUCUACCUACCUUCAUUAUUAGGAAGUAUACCCUUAGUUUAUAAACAUUCCAUAGAAUAGAAUAUUUAAGUUAUUUUACCAAUGGUCAAUUAUUGUGAAGUGAACAAUUCAAAAUAAUUAUUCUUUGUGUUUCUUGUUUCAUGUCUGUUAUAUUCUAAAAAAUUAGAUUGCUGAAUAUAGUUUAUUUUUACAUUAACAUUCACAGGCAUAUAUUAAAAUGUUUUCUUAGUUUAGAUUAUUAUGAAACAUUUAAUUGAUAUUGUUUUAAAAUUAGUGUUUUUUGACCAUGAUUUAGGGAAGUUCAGAUAGUUAAAUUGUUUUCCAAAAGUAUGAAAAAAAAAGGAACUACAAAAGGUGUGGGAUACAGACCAUAGUGAACAAUUUGAAAAUGAUAUUGCUACAGUAAUUAAAGAAAAAAGUAUCAUUAGUAAAAUCUACAAGUGUGAUGUAUGUAAAAUAUCAUAUGAAUUUAUUUAUUCCUUGUUACAAACAUUAAAGAAGGCUCAUAAGAGUGAAGAUUUGUAUUUACUAGCAUACAAUUUACUUCUAUACUAAUUGCUAUUAUGAUUUCCUUUAUUAUAAUAAGAGAAAGAAUGUUGGAUAUAACUUGUCAUGUUUUCUUGUUCAACACAUUUAGAAUUCUUAUUUUAGUUUUUACUAAGAGGUGAUAUGUGGGAUGCCUGCUUUAUUUAUUAUUUAUUAAGGCUCAUAGUGUCAAAAAAGGUUUGUAUUUUUAAGUAUAAAUUAUACUUUUCAAUAGUUUUUUUUUUUUUAUUAGUUAUAUUAACAUCUUUAUGAAAUACUUUCAUCCUCUUUGAUUAAAGAUUUGUUUAUAAUUAUCAGUGUUUAUGACUCAUAACUAACUUAAAAAAAAAAAAAAAAAAUUUUGAUUAUUAUAUUUAUGUUUAAAUUUAUUUAUUGAGUACUUGAGUCCUAUUGAGAGUCUAAACCUAGCCCGAGGCCACUUGAUCUUGGUGAUAUAUUCCAGGCAAUCUUGGUCAAUAGUAUAACUCUCCUUUCUAAGCUGGUCCAUGGUUUCCCUGCUUAUCGCUAACUAACAUAGCUUCCAUUUUUGGUCUUGCUUCAGCACCACUAGCUUCUCCAAAGCUCAACUAGCUGUUUGUUGAGCACUAUCCUGACCUCCAGCUCAUAGUAUAGGUUAUAGGAGCCAAGCUGCUUAAACCUAUUGACUUCAAUACCUAGUAUAUUCUAUCCAUUAAAUAUGUACUGGCAUAUCACAGCUAACUCUCAUCUUUGAGUGCUGUUUCUCUAUCUGUAUUUCUUAACCUUGGAAUUUGGAAUUAUCUGUGUGACACUUUCCCUGAAUACUUAGGUUUGAAUUUAGAUAAACACUUUGGUCAAAUAUAUUAAACAAAAACGUGUUUUACUAAACUCUAAUCCCUAGGCUAAACAUAGCCUGAAAAACAAAUUAAUGUUUUAUAAAAAUCCAAAGCCUACUAAAUUUAGUUAUGGGUUGCAUUAAAAAACUCAAGUGUGUUAAAUUUUAUUUUGCACUUAGACUUGGGAACAUUGACAGUCUUCAUAUUUUCUAUAUCUUCAAUGAAGACUUCAUAGAUUAACCCAUUAUCUUCUUGCAAAGCAUCUAAAUUCGGUAAACAUACUUCCAUAUCUGGUUGCACAUUAAAGCAAAUGAAACUGAAACAAUUUAAAACAAAUUAAACAAAUAGUAAUAAAACCAAAAUUUAAAUAUUAUGACAAGAGUGGCUGCUAGCCAACUACUUUUCUCAAAUGGCAAUGUCCAUACAAAUUCAACACUAAUAUUUGUUUAUUGCUUAUGUAUAUAGUGUGUCCUGCCUUAUAUGUACCACUAAAUUACUUUUCUUGAAUUGCAAAUCAUUAUUUUUAUCACCAGAUAUGGAUAGAUCAUUUUCUUUCUACAUUACUUUUAUCUAUUGAUCAUGGUUCUAAAACUAAAAUUGACCUAGUUAUAGGUUUUUGAAAUUUGAAAAUUUGUAUUAUGAAAUAAAAUUAUUAUUGCUUUGUAACAUAAUGUUUUCAUUUAUGUUUAAUUUCUCAUCUUAUAAAAUGUUAAACAUUUCCUUCAUUAUUUUCUAUGAAAAAUAAAAUUAUUUUCAAAAUUCAAAAAGCUUUAGCUCUGUCAAUUUUAAAUAGAUAUCUAUGGUCAAUAGAUUGAAAAGAUGUUUAAAAAGAUUUUUAAAAAAAUGAUCUAUUCAUAUCUAGUGACAAAGAUCCUUAUCUUUGUCACUAGGGUUGGUGUUCCAGAAAAGUAAUUUUAAUUGCACAUGCACCCACUGAAAGAAUUAAAAAUUUAAAAAUUAUCUCAAUGUGAGAUAUUUAAUGAUGCAUAUAAGAUUGGACACAUUGUAUUUUAAACAUAUUUGUUUUAAAUUUUAUAAAUUGUUCUACACCUGCUGGUUAGAAUCAUUUAUUUAAUUUGUAUUUAUUUACACUUGUUUUUUUUUUUCUUAGAAGUUUCAACUACAAUUAAUAUUAAUAAUAUAGAAUUGUAAGUAUUUAAAACAAAUAAUUUAAUAAAUUUAAACAUUAUUCUUGAAUUCGCUAUUGGUGUCUUAUUUUUUAAGUACUAAUUUGUCAAAAAUAUGAUAGCUUUUUGUUAUACAUUUUUAUUUUAGAUUAAAGACUGUUAAAAAAGCAAAAUAUAGAAAAACUAUUAAGGUAUGUAUUUAUUAUAAAUAAACAAAUUUUUCUAAACAUGAUAAUUGAAUAAAUUUAUGAUUUUAUAUCCAGAUUGCAAACUUGUUCUUUUUCUUCUUCUCCUUCAUUUUCAGCUAUUUGGGGUUAGCAGCUCUCUGCUUAAACUCCUACUUUACCUGGUCUCCCACCUUGCAUAUACUUGCUGUGUUUGAGUGUCUUCAGAUUAUUCUCAAUCAUAUUCAACCACCUCUUUUUCAGUAUUUCUCAGCCCCUUUUUCCUCCUACAUCAUAUAUUUCCAUUGUAAUUAUUACUGCUUUAGAUUCUUCUCUCCUCAUGACCUGCCUAAACCAUCUCGGUCUAUUUUCUCAAAUGUUGUCUAUUAUUGAAGACAUUCCUAAACUACCUUUUAUUUACUCAUAUGUUAUCCUAUCUUCUGUUAUUUCACUCAUCUACCUAAGCACUUUCCUCUCUGCUAAUCUCAUUUUUGUUCUAUUUUGUCUAUCUACCUUUAAGUGUCAUUGAAAUUCUCUUGUCAAAAAUAUUAAAUUAAACAAUUAAAAAAAAUAUCUGAUAACGUAAAUAGAUUAUUACUCCUUAAUUAUUUUUAGUUUUGAAUUUUUUUUUAAACAAAUUCAUAAUUUUUUAUGUUUUUUUUAAGUUGUAUUAUUAUUAUUAGUAUUAUUUGUUACAUUGGUUAUAUCUGUAGUCUUACCUAAUAGUGAUGGAAAGUUUAGUUUAUUUUUGUGAAAAGUUCAUUGAGUGAAUAAUUCAAAUAAACUAUUCUUAAUUUUAUAUAGUUGACUGAUUCAUAUGGGAUUGUUUGGCAAUGAACUAUUUGGUUGAUUACUACUAGUAUUCUUUUUAAUAAUGAGGUCUAUGGUUACAACAAAUUCACAUGGUUUAGAUAUUAGAUAUAUAUUAUUAUUAUAAUAAUAUGAUACAACUAUGAACAGAUCGCAAUGAUAAUCAAUACCUUCACAUUAUCAAUAUUAGGUAGGCACCUAGUCAAAGUUCAGUAAUGUUAAAACUAUGAAUUAUAGCAAAGGUAGAAUAUAUGGUAUGAAACAAACAGUUAAAAUUACUGAUCAAAAAUGACCCAAAUUAUUUUAUUAAAACAAAAACACAAUGCUAUAUUAAUUUGUCUAUAUGGUACUUUAUUUUCCUGGCGGGUUUUUCAUAAUAUUUGGGAAACCCGUGAUAAAACAGCCUCCGGGGGGGGGGAGAUGGAAGUGAAUUUACGAAAAUAAUGCUUUUGUUAUUUUUAAAUUUGAUUUUUGUUAUAAUUCAGUAAAAAAUAUCAGUAGCAACUUUUUAUUUGCUUUUCUAGACAUGACGACAUUUUCAAAACAUUUGAGUCAAUUUUGAGCUUUUUAAAAAAAUUUUGAUUCAAUUUUUUAUUAAAAUUAAGUUAAAAAUAUUCCUGUGGAUUUUAUGAACUUGAAAUUUGGACACUGUCUUACUGUUAUAGAUGGGAACUUAGAAGAUAAUUAUUUAUUUAUUGUUAAAUAGGAUUUUUAUUUAAACUAGUUUAAUAAUAGUUAUUUAUAUCGUAAGCCUGUAUCAAUAAAUCAUUGAUAUCAAUAUAACGAAAUACGAAUUGUAUUGAAAGUUAUUGUAUUUAUUAAAAUAAUAUUUUUUUUUUGUAUUUUCAAUCACCUUCGUUACACGUAGAGGGGGAGCGAAUUUCGUAGUACAUAGAAACAUAUCUUAAAUUUAAACACAGUCAGUAUUAAUACAAAAUUACGAUAACAAUGACCAAAAAAAGAGUGCCGUUUACGUACAUACAGGCCAAGCCUUUGGAUAUGUCAUUUGAAAACGCGGAAUCGCUAGAUGCCAGCGAAUUUCAGGUUUUCCGGACAGAUCUCAUUAAUUCGCACCGGAUGCUCGGCGUGCCCCGAAAAUUCAGCGGGCGCUACAAGACGGCGUCGUUGCUGUUGAACGGCAACCGGUUGACGAGCCUGGAAGACUUCCGGACGCUGGCCGUCCGUAUGCUGUACUUGCCGUCGGCACUCUGCUGGCUGGACGUGUCCGACAACCGUCUGAACGACGUGUCCAUCGACGAGCUCUCCGAUUUUCCGAACCUCCGUACGUUGUACCUGCACCGCAACCGGUUGACGACCGUCGGUACAGUUGCGAGCCUGGACCGAUUGACCGAAUUGCGAACCCUGACGCUGCAGCACAACCCGCUGGCAACUGCGCACGCGUACAGGGCCAUGGUCCUGAUACUGUUGCCCCGGCUGACCAGCUUGGACUUUGUGCGUGUUACGAACGAUGAGAAGCACUUGUUGCCACCCAUUUUAGUACAACAAAUCGUCAACCAGGAGAAGAAACAGCAGAUCAUCGUUCCCCCAAAUUCCGAUUCUAAAACUGACAUCUAAUGGAAAACUAUACCCCUAAAAUCCCGUCGAAUAGUUUUUAAAAUUUUAGGUAUUCGAGAUGAGUUAGCACCUUAAUAAAUUAAUUAGUUGUACAACUUUGUGUACCCAAAUCAUUUUUUCUCUCCGUGUAAGAAACGAUUUUUAAGACUGAAUUAUUCCUGUAGGGUUGGAUUAGGCCACCGGAAUACAGAGGCAGUUUCGACUAAACUUAAAGGAGGGGGCAGUAGAAGAUUUAUGAAGGGAUUAGGGGAAGAGCCCCCCAUUCGCCUGCCAAGAUCCACAACAUUUUUUCAGAUCACCCUAUAUUUAUAAGCUCCCCCUAUCUUUAUAGGCUCCCCCUAAAAUAUUCCAGGAUAUCUUUAAUCUAGUUGAUAAUUAAAAAAGUAAUUUUUUUAUUUUAAUAAUUAGGAAAAUCAGAAAAAACGUAGAUAGAACAGAACAAUUUAUAAAAAUAAUGCUUUUGUUAUUUUCCAUUUGGUUUUUUUGGUCUUAAUUCUUCAGUUCAACAUGUUUGUUGAGGCUUUUUAAGUAAUUUUUAUUCAGUAGGUACUGAGUGGAUACAAUUGUGAGAUCAAACAGAAAUGCUUGAUAAUUUAAUAAGAAGUUUAUUAUAAGUCAAAAUUAGUGGUCAAAAAAAAACAAAUAUAAUGUAAUGCAAUUUUUUUUUAGAUUUUGAGUAUAUCGAAGAAUGUAUUAGUUUCACUAAGAUGUAAUUAUAUUUUCUAUUUUUUUUUUCUUGCUCAUGUGUAUACACGCGUGGUACAAUUUGUGAAAAGGAAUGUGACAACAUUUCUAGAAUACCGAUUGGGAGAUAAUUUUUUGAUUUUCUAAGCGGUUUUUAUAAUAUUUGAGAAAAACCAGGAUAAAACUUAAGAAAAAAGGGAAAUUUAUGAAAAUAAUGCUUUUAUAAUUUUUUAAUUUUGUUUUUUGUAGCGAUUCGGUUCAAAAUAUUUGUAAAGACUUGAAAUUUAGACAAAAACCUCAUAUUAACAUUUUGUAGACGUGGUAACAUUUUCAAAAAAUUUAAGCUAAUUUUGAUCUUUUUAUAGAUGUUUUAAUUUUGUGAGUUUUUUUUCAUAUUAUUUAUUCGAUAGGUACUCUGUGGUAAAAUUGUAAGACUUGAACAAAAAUGCUACAAAAUUUAACAUGAGGUUCAUUAAGAGAUUUUUUUGUUUUUGAACACAUAUAUUGUCAAUUUACUAACGAUGAAGUCAGAAUUAAGCAGACUGACUAAGUUUCGAAAUUAUAGCUUUUUGAAGUUCUGAUAUUAUGCGGAUAUUAUAACAUAUAAAUGUUAUGUUAUACAACUAUAUUGUCUUUAAAGUAUAUUUGUUGUGGUCUUUAUCGUUUGUUCCUAUUAUCAUUCUAAGAGUUUCGAGUUCAAACCAGUGUGACGAAAAAAAAAUAUUUGGCAUUUUUUUUCCCUUUUACUUGAACAAGGAAAAAACAAAUGCAUUUUGGAUGUACUUAGAGACCCAAGUCAUCGCUCCCUUGGACUAUUUUAAUCGCGAAAUACCCCUUGAUUUGUUGUGUAAACUUUUCUAUCACAAAUUUUGCUCUAAUGUAUCAAGUGUAGCUUAUUUUCUGAAACGAAAUUUUAAUUGUAAUUUAGAGAAGUCGUUUUUUUAUUUUUUAAGAAGUUUUCAUAGUAUUUUGAAAAAAACUGGUAUAAAAUAUCGGAAAAACUGAUAAUGUACCAAAUGUAGGUAUUAGUAAAAAAAAUAUUUUAUGGUUUUUUUUUUUUUUUUUGUGUACAACUUUUCUACCAGCAGUUUUGCUCCGUUUUAAAAUUAUAGUACUUUCUCUGAACAGGAAUCUGACUGAAGGUACUUUAUGAAGGUAAUUUUUUUAUUUUCCCAAGUGUUUCCCCAAUAAAUGAGAAAAGUCAGAAAAUAAACAUAGGAAAAUCGGUACAAUAUUAAUCAAAUAUUAUUAAGGAAAAUAUAUAAUGCCUAUUUAAUUAUUUAACUAUAAUAUGAUAUGUAUAUAUUGUUGACGAAGCAACACUAUUAACUGAACUCCGCUCAGAAUCGUUUUUCGUUAGCAAUGGUUAAUCUUUGCAUACAGGUAUAUUUAAUGUAUAUUAAAUUAUCUUUAACAGUGGCUGCACCCGUCUCCAUUAUCCUAGGAUGUCUUUUUUAAUUUUCGUUUUGUACGAUGUGCCUCUAUGGAACUUAUCUGUUUAUUUCUAAUUCUAUGAAACACUGUUCUAUUUUUUGUAAACGUGAAUAGUGAGUAAAAAUAUUUGAUUUUAAAUCUCUUUAAAAAGUUUUAGUUUAUUUUGAAUAUUAAAUACUAUUUCUCCUAGGUCAUAAAUUAGUAAAUUUAUUUAUUUCUCUUAACCAAUUAGAAUUUGAAAGUUAAAACUUUUAUUUUUUUCUAUUAAAAAUGCUUUGAUCGAUUCUAGUAAUUAAAAAAAUUCGGUUGAAAUGUUAUUAACUAUCUAACAAGACAAUACCAUGGGACAUCGUCUUCUAUGUCAUCUAGAAAGUUUUUAACUGACUAUGUGUUUUUGCAAUUGAACGUAUGUAAUUUACAAUUUUUAAAACAAAAUUCAUUAUAUGAUCAUAUUUAAAAUAUUUACCACUUAGGUGUUCUCUAUGGAUAAUACAAUGAAUAGGUAUAAAAUCUGGGAGAUAAGUAUCAUUUUUUAAAAGUAGAAAUAUUCGUAAUUUUGUUUAUGUAUGUAAAUAGUUGGUAACUUUAUCAAGAAUAACAAAAACAAAAAUUAUAACCCCAUGUGAAUUUAAGUAACCUAAGUAAUUUUACCCUCAAUCUCCAGGCUUCACAAUAGGUGGUGCGCGAGUCACUUAAAAAAGAGAAAGAAAACGUAAACAAAUUGUAGAAAACAGUCCCACAAUUAACAAUACAAAAUAUUCAGUAUUAAAUUUUGAAGGGAGUGAGAAAUGUAUAGUUAAAAAAUGACUUUUAUUUUUUUUUUACUUUAGACAACUUUUCUACCAGCAAUAUUUUGCUCCAAUUUACAAUGAUAGCACUUUUUCUAAAAGAAAAUCUGACUAGUGAAGUCAGAUUUUUAUUUUCCUAAGAGUUUUCCCAAUAAAUGGGGAAAAAACAUAGGAAACCGGGCAAAGGGAAAAUAAGUUUGAAUAUUAUUAGAGAAAAUGUUGAAUGUAUGUGUAAUUAUUUUACUGUUAUAUGACAUGUAUAUAUGGUUGACAAAGCAACAUUAUUAUUAUAAUCGAACUCCGCUCAGAAUCGUUUUUUUGUUUCGUACAUUAUAUACAUUCAAUUUUCCCUCCACUACCUUCUCACCUACAACAUUGGCUCACCCACGUGCGAAAUAUGUCUGUAUUUUUUAAGUAGUUAUUUUUACAAACAUUAUUUGCUACCUUAUGUACUACCUUAAGAGGUAGUAACCUCUUACACUAAAUCCAAAAAUAAUAUGACAAAUUUAAGUAUAUUCUAUUCUAUAAAUAUAUAUAUAUAUAUAUUAUUAUUAUUUUGUUAAUUACUAACACAUUGUAUGUGCCUAUAUCAUUAGUGAUUUUCCUAUUGAUUCAAAAUUAUUUCAUAUUCAGAAUAACAAAUCAAUGUUUAUAUUUCAAACAUUCGAUUAAUUGAUUAAUUAUCAUCAAUUUCUAACAUUUUUUCCAAAAAAAAAAAAAAAAAAAAAAAUACUAACUUUUCUAACUUUGCUUGAUACCUAUACUAACAAAUAAUAUUUAUGCAUUUCAAAUAAUCAAUAUUACACAUAUUAAUUUAUUUUAUAUUUUGUAGGUAAAUACAAAAAUAGAUUUAACGUUUGCGCAUUCGUAUUGGUUAUUGGGAGAAAUCGUAUUAGGAAAAAAAAAAAAUAAAAAAAAAAAUAAGGUGAUUUUUCGAAACCGUUUGAUAGCUAUCCCAAACAACUGUAGGCUGUUCCGUCGUCGUCGUCGUUUUUGGAAACCGUGUAUUGUUAAUAACAAUAAUAAUAGUAAUAAUAAUAAUAAUAAUAACAACAACAACAUCGUUUAUGGUGGACAAGUUUCGUUGUCAUGUUAUAAUAGACAAAAAUAAUCUGAAAUAUUAUAUUAUUUAUUGAGCCGAUACAGGUUGCAACUGACAAACGCCGGUGAUAGUAUACAAACAUUAUAAACGGUUAGCGUUUACAAAAGCGUCGAUAAAACGUCGCCACUGCCGUUAUCAUGAAACCGAAACCGCGCAAUCAGAGCCCCGCGUCCGUGAGCGGCGCCAACGACGGUUCUAUGAGAGCCAUGCCGGACACCGGGAACGUUCUUCUGGAAAUGAUGCGGCAUGUCUUCGAACUGUUGACUGGGCCGAUUGUGGCCGAUUUCAUGUCUUCACUGGAAACUGUAGCUGCCCGCCGUCAACGGAGUCGGUUUUUGGACUUCUUGUUGGCCAUAGCGCACAAGACGCAUAUUUUACUCUCGAACCACGACCCGGAAGUCCGGAACGCCGCCGAAUUACUCACCGACGUCACGGCCCACUUGAUCGUCCGCUUGUAUUACUAAUGCCCGCUCUGCCCUGGUUUUCCAGCCGAAUCCAAAGAACAUAAUGUAGACAUAGUUUGGUUUUUAUUCGUGUGUAAAUGUACUGUUUUACAUUUUUCUUUCUUUUUUUUUUUUUUCAAUUAUAUCUGUAUGUAAAUUUUGGCACAUAUAAACGCGAUUUUUAGCACCCCCAAAAAUACCCAAUAAGUAAAUUUUAUCCAUGUAUUUUCAAGCAGAACAAAAUACAAAAUACAAGUUAUUAGUUAAAAAUAUUAAUACGUUAUCAUAUAAACAAUUUUAAAUAAAAUGUGCAGUUGCCUAGGUAUAAAUAUCGUGGAAAGUGGAUUGUAGGCACUGUACCCAUUGCCUCUAUGGGUCUGCGAUGUAUCUAUAAUUUUCCUAGUUGCGCUAGCUACCCAAUCUUACGUCUGGGUGGCAUGUUUUGCAAAUGCAAUUGUUGUACUUGUUAUCAUUUCUAAACGAUACCAGAAAAAGAUGGCCAAGAUUAAACGUAGAUAUCGUCGUAUAUUGAACAUUUUUUUUAAUGAUCUUAUGUGAACUAUUUUAGUAUGAACUAAAUUAAUUUGAUUCGGGAAAUCACAAAGCUCUAUACUUAAAAAAUUUUAUUUUUCAUAUUUUCGCAUACUUCGAGGUUUAAGUCCUAUUAAUUUCAAUUUGACCUUUAAAACAUAAAAUAAUAAAAGAAAUUUAAAAAAAAAAUCAUAAAAGAAUAAUUUAACUCUUAAGAGUUUGACUCCCACUAUUUUGAAGUUGACAUUUUUUUUUCCGUAAUAUAAUUUUGGAUUCCGAGUGAAGUAAAGAAUGUCUUUGUUUUACAAUGAUUUACUUUACUGUCAGAAAUAUCGCUUUGAUUUACAUGGGUAACACUUUUUAAAAAUAAAUUUUAUUUGGGUGAUACAUUUUUAAUUUUCCAAGAGGUUUUCAUAAUAAAUUAUGAUUAUAAUUAUUAAUAUAUAUAUUAAUAUAUAUUAAUUAUAAUUAUUAUAAUAAUUAAUUAUUUUAAGUUUUGCUUUUUUGAUUAUAAUUCAGUAAAAAUUCUUAGGGACUUGAAAUUUUGACAGGCGUGGUAAAAUUUUCAAAAUCUUUGACCCAUUUUUUUUAAACUAUUUAGUGGCAUUUUAUAUUUGAGAGUUUUUACGUAAUUUUUAUUUAAUAGAGGUCGAUAAAACCAUUAGAACAAACAGAAAUGCUUGUAAAUUUAACAAUUUAAUUUUUAAGCCGUACUUAACGGUAAAAAAAACAAAAAAAAUUUUACUUAUCAAAUUUUGACGAAAAUCGUAAAUGUUCGUAGUCUUUUAAUACAAUAUAUUGUAUAAUAAAACUGCUCAGGAUCGUUUUUCGUUAAUAAUGUUGCAUACAUUAAAUUACAGAUUACUAGUUGUAUUAAAUUAAGUGUGUACUAAGUGUGACUAGUUGUAAUGUAAAAUCAUUCAUUUAAUUUUUAUUUAUUAACUUUUUUUUUUUAGUAAGCUGGUGAUGAUAUAUUUAUCACCAUAUAAUUUGUAUUUUUUUUCUCUACUUGUAAACCAUACUCAAAAAGUUUUCUUAAUUUUGCCGACUGGCGUUUACAAAUAAAUAAAUCACCUAAAACAGUGUGGUAUUAUUUAAUUAAA